UUACCCGUAAAAAAUCAAAUAAAACCAGCCCUAGCCCUAAUCCAAAAACCUUCUCGAAUUUUCAGGCAAUGGCUACGAUCACUCUCCGCAAGGGCAACACGCGCCUCCCGCCGGAGGUGAACCGGGUUCUCUACGUGCGUAAUUUACCCUUCAAUAUCACGAGCGAGGAGAUGUACGAUAUCUUCGGUAAGUACGGUGCGAUAAGGCAGAUCCGUAUCGGGACCAACAAGGACACUCGCGGGACCGCCUUCGUGGUGUACGAGGAUAUCUACGACGCCAAGACUGCCGUCGACCACUUGUCGGGAUUCAACGUCGCGAAUAGAUACUUGAUUGUUCUGUACUAUCAGCAGGCCAAGAUGAGCAAGAAGUUUGACCAGAAGAAGAAAGAGGACGAGAUCACGAAGCUGCAGGAGAAGUAUGGGAUUGGCACUCCUGCAUCUAAAGAUAAGUAGGGUAAUGAACGAGUCAGUGUCUUACGAGAACUACUGUUGAACUUGAAAGAAAACAGAUUGUGUUGUGAAAUUUAUGAACCUAUGGAUGAAUGAUAUUUGGUGGAGUUAAUGUAAACUGGUAUUUGUUCUUUGGGGUUAUGAUUUGACGAAUGACUAGUGGAUAGCUUAAUCUGUGAA
This is a messenger RNA of Olea europaea var. sylvestris, 629 nucleotides long. Its product is annotated as splicing factor 3B subunit 6-like protein. Lineage: Eukaryota; Viridiplantae; Streptophyta; Magnoliopsida; Lamiales; Oleaceae. Gene Ontology annotation, molecular function: RNA binding. Gene Ontology annotation, biological process: mRNA splicing, via spliceosome. The coding region runs from base 69 to 452 and encodes 127 amino acids. The transcript has a single exon. The record is from RefSeq and is a predicted model, not a curated record. Gene Ontology annotation, cellular component: precatalytic spliceosome; U2 snRNP; catalytic step 2 spliceosome.